This is a messenger RNA of Xiphophorus hellerii (green swordtail), 1417 nucleotides long. RefSeq names its product HMG box domain containing 4b (gene hmgxb4b). NCBI's taxonomy places the organism in Eukaryota, Metazoa, Chordata, Actinopteri, Cyprinodontiformes, Poeciliidae. The transcript is spliced from 7 exons. Bases 258 to 1070 code for a protein of 270 amino acids. The record is from RefSeq and is a predicted model, not a curated record.
ACUUUUGUCUUUAGUGCACUUAAUUUAAAUAGCCAUAAUCAAAAUUUUCUGAUCAGCUUGAAAUGAAAUGAUUCUGAUGAUCGGAAACCAUCAGAAUCAGGUGUGUUGCAGCACACCUUUUUUUUCUGACAUAGAGAAUAGCAUCCAAAGAACCAAUGAUAAAAAAAACAACAACGGUCUAACCUGGUGGUGCCCAAAUCCAGUUCUCAUAUCCUGCUACCUUUAGAUGUGUCUCUUCUCCAACACACCUGUUUCAAAUGAAUUGCUUCUUAGGCCUCUGCAGAGCUCAAUGGCAUGUUGCUCAGGGAUUAGUAGCUCUGGUUAUCUCUGGGCUUGACUGCAAGGACUCUGUAAACCCAAAAGAGGAGCAGAAGGUGGAUUUUCUCAUGGAACUGAACAGCCUGGAACAAGCAAACCUGAAUGCUAAGGAAUGUAACCCUCAUAAGGAACUAAUUGGUUCCCCAACUGAGAGAACCCAACAUGCUGAUAACAUUGGAACAGAGUCUGAACCUCACUGGAUGGAGUCCUCUUGUGCUUUCCCUAUGCAAUUAGCCUACAUGUCUGAAGAUAAAUGGAUGAUGGAGGAUCCGGAGAAUUUUCAAGACAACUUGCUGCAUUCAAGCUGCACAGUAGAGGGUGCUGUUGCUCAGGAAAUGGCAGACAGAGAUGUCAGCAUGUCGUUCCCUCCAGUUAUGAACAGCGCUGACCUGCAGGUCCCUUCGCCAGUCAGAGCCACUGCUGGUCCUGAGUUAUGCAGCUUCGUAGCUGAUGCAUGCGCUCCCUUUGGUUCUUCAAGCAACUGUCCCUGUUGCUCUGACCACUGUCCAGUCAGCGCUGCAGCACACCUCCACCUCCUGGGAGAGUCCAUGUCUCUCAUUGGCAGCCAUCUUGAAGAGACUAAUAAACGUGUGUGCAUGUCUGGCAGCCUCUCUCUGUUCUUGGACUCUUUGCUGUGUGCUCUGGCUCCUCUAAUGUGCCUCACAACACAGAUACCUGAGCUGACUAGCUGCACAGAGCACACACUGGGCUCCACUCUGGAAAAUGUUGCUUAUAUGAUGCCUGGGCUUUAGAUGAAGGUGGAAGACUCAAUCCAUUCUUCACCAAGAUGAUCCAUGGAUAGAUGUGUAUUUUUUUUAUUUAUUUUGAAAUGUAUUAAUGCAGUUAUUUAGGUUUAGUAUCAACAUUUAUUGCAUUGUUUUUGUUGUGUGACUAAAUGAUUUGUCUGGGCAUGAAGUGGUGUAGGUGUUUUCCAUUUGAGAAGUCACAAGGAGAUCCUGUUUCACUGGGAAAAGGAUGUGCUGAGUUCAUAUCCUGGUUCAGGUUUAGAAAUUAACCCACCCUAUUCUUAUGAUUAAAAUUAAUUUAUUGAAUCGUUGUGGAUAAUGUGUAAAUAAAAUAAAAUGUUAUCCAAACAAUA